This is a messenger RNA of Sclerotinia sclerotiorum 1980 UF-70, 789 nucleotides long. RefSeq lists its product as hypothetical. Lineage: Eukaryota; Fungi; Ascomycota; Leotiomycetes; Helotiales; Sclerotiniaceae. The transcript has 2 exons. Bases 1 to 789 code for a protein of 262 amino acids. The record is from RefSeq and is a predicted model, not a curated record.
AUGCGAUGGCUAGGGGUGUACUUUGACAGACGAUUGUCCUUCUUACAACAUGUCAAAGAGCGAACGACCAAAGCUAUGAAGGUGUCUGCUCACAUCAGGUCGAUUGCAAGAACGGUUCAUGGGCCGCCAGCGUCAUAUCUAAGGAAAGCGGUGAUCGCUUGCGUGCUUCCGGUAGCGCUCUAUGGAACCGAGGUUUGGUAUGCAGGCAUGACCAAGCCCGGUUUAGGUCAACACGGGCCUGAUCGCUCCAUGGGCAUGAAAGCACAUUUGAAGCUGAUAGACAAGGUCAUCAACACUGCCGCACGAGGCACGAUACCAGUAUACAAGACCACGCCGAUAGUCGCGUUGAUCAAGGAAGCAGGUCUCCCCUCAGGGUGGGUGGCGUUGGAGAAGGCCAAGCUCAGGUUCGCCCUCCGGCUCCAGACAGUCGACUUUAGAAACCCUUUGGUAAGGCGGCUUGAACCCAUCAUCAGGAGAGCGGGGAAGAGGGCAGGCACUCCGAAAAGCCCUACAACUAGACUACAGCGACUUGGACGCCUAAUCCCUGAGACGGAGAGGCCCCAACUGCUCAGGCCACAUUUCUCGCGUGAAUGUCGGACCAACCCUACGAAAGGAUUUUCCAAAGAGGAGGCCGCGCUGGCGUUCAAAGAAUGGUGGCCGCAGUUACCGUCCGAGGAUUACACGAUCUUCUCGGACGGAUCAGAACGAUGGGUCGAUAGCCAGCACCAUGUUGGCCCUCUGGCAAGAUAUGGCUCUGCAUCGAUAGCACCUCCGUCAUAUGGUGUAUGA